Molecule: messenger RNA, 3552 nt
Organism: Paralichthys olivaceus (Japanese flounder)
Lineage: Eukaryota; Metazoa; Chordata; Actinopteri; Pleuronectiformes; Paralichthyidae
Gene: tmem265
Product: transmembrane protein 265
Source: RefSeq, a predicted model, not a curated record
GUCCUCCGCCUCCUCCCGCUGCUGCUGCGCCGCGCUGCCCCCUUGCUCCUCCUGUGCCAUCUUCCCGGUCUGCGGGCGCCGCUUUAACGAUUCCGCGACGCCGCUCCUGCUCCACUUUGGACGGACUUCCGCGCAACAGCCGGAGCCCGAGCGAGGAGCAGCGGCAUCAGCAUCAGCCCUGCACGGUGUCAACCCCCUCCCCCCCCACCCCCACGACACUGCGGGAGGCGACAGAUCCAGAGUCAGAUCCACGUCGAGCCUCUGCAUUACGCACGGAUCCCGAGACACCCGCCGUGCCAGAUCUGUGCGGAUCUGCAAAUCUUACUGAGUCUGAGCCGUUUUUGUUGUUUCCUCCAAACUCGUGUCUUCUCGCCGAGGCAGGGGCGAUGACUUUCUCCUCUUCCACCCGCACGACGAGCCUCCUCCUGGAGCCUGACUCCACACGAACACCCGGACUGUAGGAGCGAGACUUUUAUCACCGAGCGCCGGCUCAUCAGCGAGUAUAAAGAGGAGACUUUAUUGGUCAGGGACGGCGCUUAAAACAUCACGCUUGCUGUAAAUCAAGUCAGGAGCAUCAAGCCCAAGUGCAAGACGAAUGGUUUGGGCAUGGUGCCCACGCCCCAGGUGUGCGUAUCAACCCUGGUCACGGUGAGCACGAUGGCAGUGGUCGACCUCUACCUAUUGGAGCAGAGCAUGCUGGGCGCUCACGGUCUUCCAGGACCAAGUGUCUGGCAGUGUGCAGCAGUGUUGCUAGGAGAUGUGGGCUUCCUGCUCGCGCUGCGCUUUGUGUCAGCCGGCGUGGUGUCAGAGGUGCGGUCGCCAAGGCGGGGUUUUGCCAACGCCCUCUGGUUCCUCUUCCUGUCCCUGCUCCAGCUCAAGCUCUUCUUCGUCUGCCAUAACUACAGACAGGAACGCCGGCCGCCCGACCCGCUGGCCCGGAAGACCCUGACACUGCUGCUGUCCAUCUGCUUGCCCUCCUUGUUCCUAAUCCUGACUGGAGCUGACCACAUGACCCCUCAGCGCAGGAAGCAGGAGGUGCGGGGUCGGCUGUUGUGGGUGGUCGUGGACCUGCUGGAUGUACUGGACCUGCAGGCCGGGCUGUGGGAAGUCCAAGGAGGCGUCUCAGCUGGGACUGGAGGGGUUGUUGAACAGCAGCUGCCAAUCUGGGCCGAGGGUCUGGUCUUCUUUUACUGCUACGCCCUCCUCCUGCUGCUGCCGUGUGUGGCCCUCACAGAGCUUGGGGCCACCGGUCUGCCAGGACAGAGGGGGCCCCGUAAGGAGGCUUUGUACCCUUGGCUCAGCUUGGUCACCAUCAAUAUCUUCACCCUGGCUCUGAGGGGCACAGGCAUGCUGUGGUACCGGGACCCCCGUGUGUCCACUGUGUUCCUGGGGAAGAACCUGCUGGCUCUGGCUGUGAAGCUGAGCUCAGCCUGGGAGAGACACAAGCAGGAGCGAGCUGCUGCGGGAGCUGGGACUGUGGCUGGAGCGGAACCAGGAGACUCGACCAUGCCAAGCCAGAGCUUGGAGCAGGGAGAGGGCGAGGCUCAGGGGAAAGCUCCUCCUUCUCAUUAUCACUCACUGUCUCGCUCCCAAAGCCACACACUCUCCCACGUCAGCCUGGAGCCUGCAGAGACGCCCUUAGGACCCUCUUUCAUCUCACACGAACUCUAGAGAGUCUCCAGCUGUCUGAACAUGCACGCAUGCAAAAAUGCAUGUAUGCACACCCACACUCAACACUCAGACCAGCCAGUAUCACAUCCAAACAGAUAACUUGUAUUGAAUUUCAGUACAACAGUGAUGGGUUAAUGCCGAGCUGUGGAAAUGCAUUUGGCAAGCUCAGCUUUCUGCACAUUUUGUUGUGCUAAGAAAAACUCAAAAUGCAUUGCUGUGAUUUGUGGGUGUGUAUUUUUAAAUUGAACACUGUGAACACAUCUAUGCGAGUGUAAAGAAUAUUCCAGAAAUGUAAACUGGAGUCUGGCAGUGCUUAUUCUUGUUUAAUCUGGGCACAACCGCCUCAACUCAACUGCCACAAUGUUUCUGAACUCUGUCCUUCACACACCAACUUGAAGUUAAAGUUUUACUUGUUUUCAGUUGUUCGUGUAUAGAUACAAGUUAAAUUUCAUGCUAAAAAAAAUCUGAUGCCACUGCAAAUUCCGACUCUGUGUAGGGGUGUGAACAACUCCUCUGUGGUUCACUCAUUAGUUUCUGUUAAUAAGAUCAGCACUUCAUUAGAUAAAGUUAAAAAACGUCUGUGACCUUUCAGUGUACAUUUUCUUUGACACUUUACAGCGAACUUUCACAGGAGAAAAAAAAAUACAGAGGGGUGAUUUUUUUUCUUCUUUCAGGACCACGGAGGCAUGAUUUAAAAGCCAUCCAAGCAGUAAAUGUCGCUCUACACGGUGCUCCAAUAUUUCAAUGUAACUCAAUGGUUUCAAACCUCUUGGGUGACCCUUUAAAUCAAAGGCUUUGUGACCCUGAGUGAUGUUCAUCUUAUAUAUUUUUUUUAAUUUCGAUACAUUUUAGAGGCUGGACAAUGUGAUAUUAUUUACUUUUUCCACAACAUUAAAAUGCAAAACAGACGAGAAACAUACAGAUGUUUUUUUCAUGGUCUCACAACCUCCAUGAUUUAUCUUGCGACCCCUUUAAGGGCCCCUGCAUCAAGGUUGUGCACCGCAUCUGCAGUGGUGUCAGAUUUUCUUUCCAACCCAAGGUAACACGCUGAUUUCACUGUUAGUUCAUCCUGUCUGGCGGAGAAUGUUAAUCAGAGGAAUCAGUCACUGUGGUGUUUGGUUGGAGUGAAAACCUGCAGACUCAUGAGCCUCAUGUUCGACCAUCCCCGCUGAACUGUUUCUGGUCUCCUGAUAUUUUUUUAGUUGAUUUAAAUGCAGAGUUUGAACGUCAGUUAAUUGGCAAAAUGAUUUCAGAUGCGUUUGUUGUCCUCACAUAUUUCCCGAGCUGUUAAAACCAUCUAAUAGACAUUUUAACAUAACUUAAUGUGCAUAACUCAAGAUUACAGCUGUUUAUGAACGACACUGUUUCCAUAAAUGUAAUAUGUUACUGGUAGGGCUGGAUGAUGUGCAAUAAGCAUUUUUGCAUCAUCUUAAACCUAUUAUAAAACAAACUCCAGGUCUAUUUUACUGCACUGUUUGCAAAGACAGAACACCAGUGUAAGUAAUCCCUUUACACAUUCUGAAUUCAUGUUUUGCCGUCUUUUGUCGUCUGUACUUUCAGAAACGUCUCUUUGGGAAAGCUGCCUGUCCUACCGUUCAAAAACUCUGUUUUUCACUAAGAAUUAAUUUUUUAAUCCAACAUGAAUUACCGUGUGGAAGUAUUUGGCCGUCGUGGGAUUAUGGGUUAGGGCGGGAGGUGUAGUGGAUGUUCAGUUCAGUCAAGUGCCUUGUUUCCUCAUGGAGCUAUGAGCCUCCAGCCUGUCAAAGAGGCGCACACAUUACGUGUACCAUGCGGAACUUGGACAUAUGCCAUGUGUAUACUGUGAAGUUAUUCCACAGCUGUUGUCAGCUACACCUCCAGGACAGAGUGCAAACUAAUAAA